Messenger RNA from Postia placenta MAD-698-R-SB12, 582 nucleotides. RefSeq lists its product as hypothetical. The transcript has a single exon. Gene Ontology annotation, molecular function: protein binding. NCBI's taxonomy places the organism in Eukaryota, Fungi, Basidiomycota, Agaricomycetes, Polyporales, Adustoporiaceae. The annotation marks the transcript as partial. The record is from RefSeq and is a predicted model, not a curated record.
UACAGUGACACAGAUGCAGAUAUCAUCCUCCGAACAUCUGACAACGUCCUCUUCCGUCUGUACAAGGUCAUGCUCGCUAAGGCGUCCCCUAUAUUUCGGGACAUCUUCUCGCUCCCAACUCCUCCGAGCGCUGUUGACGAUGAACACAUAGACGGCCUUCCGGUAGUCAUAAUCUCGGAGAACAGCACAACGCUCAAAAACCUCCUUCUCUUCAUAUAUCCAGGGCCACGUCCGGCACUUUCCGCCGAUGCUAUGAUCACGCUGGCCGAUGCGGCUCGCAAGUACGAAAUGUUCUAUGUGGUCGACUCUAUGAAGGAUGCCAUUGCAAAAACAGCCUCGACAGCGCCGUUGCGCACAUUUUGCAUUGCGUACAACCUUGCAUUCUACGACAUUGCUCGUGCUGCCGCGAAGCACUCCAUCUCCACCAAGCUGUGGCUCUUUCCCCCCGAUAUACCUCAGGAGCUGCGAUUUUUACCCUCUGCAGGGCUGUAUCGCCUUCUGCAGUACUAUGAUCGGUGCAUGAAAGCUGCUGUCGCCGUUGCUACAGACAUUGUGGGCGUUAUGGCUGCCAUUGGAGUACCA